AGCGCAUCAACUAACUCAACCACCUUCACUCGUAGACGAGCACAACUCACAGGCAUUGCCUUUCCGCGAUCUUCCCCGUGCCCCGUGCCCUGGCUGCAUAUCAGCCUUCGCUCGAGAUCCUUUGGUCCUCUCCGAAACGUACCCGGGAAAGGGCGUGCGCAGAUCACGGCCCGAAGGGUUUCCCGGCCCCCCCUUUACUCGACCGGAAGCGCCACAGGGAGAUGUCGACGGCAGGGACAGCAAGCCCACCGAGCAGCAGCCACACUAUCACCCCUUCCUCACCAGACUCGCCCCUCUCUGGUACCGCUGCCCCAGACAUGAGCAGCACCUCUACUGUGACUGCUCCUGAAGGCGCAGGAUCGACCACUGCUGUGGACUCAGGCAGCAGCGUGCCAUCAGGGCUAGCACAGCGACGGGGUGGCAGCGGCGCAAGUGCUGUGCAAGCGCCGGUGGGCGAAGCAUUAGUGGGAGCGUCGAGUGUUUCCAACGAAGGCGCAGUAGCAGCAGGCAGAGCGGCAGAUAGGGUGAAGCAUCAUGUGCGGCUUGCACCGGUCAAUACCUCCGCUGCGGCGAUCAAACCAGGAGAGGGCCGGCCAAGGAGCUCCUCGCUGGUGCAAGUGACCAAGGUAGAGGAGACUACAGAGCAGCUGCUCGAUCAGAGUGCCGGGUUCAAUGCCAAUGCAGACUGGGUCAACUACAAGGGCGCCUGGGUCAUCCAUGUUGUGCUAAUCCUCCUGGCCAAGAUUCUGCUGGAUGUCAUUCCUGGGAUGCACCAAGAUAUGAGCUGGACGCUCGUCAAUGUCGGCUACAUGGGGAUCUCGUACAUCAUGUUUCACUACGUGACAGGCACCCCAUUCGACUCAAAUUCCGGCGCAUACGACGAUCUGACGCUCUGGGAGCAGAUCGAUGACGGAGCACAGUACACACCCGCAAAAAAGUGGCUCACGAGCGUUCCAAUUGGACUCUUUUUGAUUUCAACGCACUACACGCGGUACAAUCCAUGGCUCUUCAGCUUGAACUUCUUCGUCACCCUCUUCGUCCUCUUCCCCAAGCUACCCAUCCUCCAUCGGUUGCGAUUCAAGAUCAUGCCGCGCUCGCCGUACCCUUCUUUGCCGCCGACGCCGACGCACAGCAGGCCUAGCACCCCUGCUUUCGCUCGGAGGUGAUCGAGAGCCACCGCGCUGAGGCAGGCAGCUUUGUCUUUUGCGACUCGCGGGCAAUGCAAAUUAUUGGUAAAGCGCGUCUCAUGGCACAAUGCCACAGAAUAGAAUGAGGGUUGGGCAGGUAUAGACUGCACACGAUCGAUCGCAAUGUUGAUUACACAUGGUUUGCCUCUCUGCCGCUUCAUCAACAGCUGUCCUACAUGCGUGCCGAGAACCAAAGCAGCCCAGCGAUUCUGCGUAACUGGUCCACUGCGAAGCUGAAAGAUAUUUGCGUUGUAUCUAAGAUGAAUGGCUUGAA
Messenger RNA from Tilletiaria anomala UBC 951, 1461 nucleotides. RefSeq names its product ORMDL-domain-containing protein. The transcript is spliced from 4 exons. Gene Ontology annotation, biological process: intracellular sphingolipid homeostasis; ceramide metabolic process; negative regulation of ceramide biosynthetic process. Lineage: Eukaryota; Fungi; Basidiomycota; Exobasidiomycetes; Georgefischeriales; Tilletiariaceae. Gene Ontology annotation, cellular component: endoplasmic reticulum membrane. The record is from RefSeq and is a predicted model, not a curated record. The coding region runs from base 222 to 1166 and encodes 314 amino acids.